AUGACUCUAGCAGAAUUUUUCAGUUGUUCGUUGCUCGCCUUCGGGGCUCCUUUAGCAAUGUUCGCGCUCACUAUUGCCAACGAUCCGGUGCGAAUCAUCAUCAUGAUAGCAGCUGCCUUUGGUUGGUUAUUAUCGUUUCUGGUUUCAUCAUUAGUGUGGUAUGCUGUUGUGCCCCUGCGAUCACAUCUAGCAUUUGGUAUGGUUUUUGCGGUUAUUAUUCAGGAAGUCUUUCGUUAUGGCAUGUAUCGUCUUCUAAGAAAAACUGAAGCAGGAUUAAAAGAGAUCUCCGAAAACCAUGAUAUUGGCACAAAUAAGAUGGAAAUGGCAUAUGUAUCUGGGCUUGGAUUUGGAACGAUGAGUGGUGCCUUUGCUCUAGUCAAUGUACUUGCUGAUUCAGUUGGUCCUGGAACUCUGGGCCUUUAUAAUGGGACUGAAUUCUUCUUUGUGACAAGUGCAGCAAUGACUCUCUGCAUGAUACUCCUGAACACAUUCUGGAGCAUAAUUUUCUUUAGUGGCCUUGACGAAAAAAGCCAUAUUAAGAUAGUGUGGGUUGUUGGUUCCCACUUCUUCGUUUCUGGCUUGAGCCUAUUAAACCGUAAUCAGUUCUAUGCUGCAACAAUUCUACCUUCCUACAUUGUGUUAGUUGCAACAGCAGUGAUGGCAUUCAAAUCUGCUGGUGGUACUGGUAAAAGCCUGAUGCAAACCCUGUCAUCCGGAUCA
This is a messenger RNA of Iphiclides podalirius (scarce swallowtail), 720 nucleotides long. NCBI's taxonomy places the organism in Eukaryota, Metazoa, Arthropoda, Insecta, Lepidoptera, Papilionidae. The record is from the annotation of a GenBank genome assembly.